AAAAUAAAUAUAGAAUAUAGGAGUAGGAGGGUGAGAAUAGGAGCGAAUAGAGAAAGAGUGAGCAAAGAGGAGGCGGAGACUGAUGAGACUGAUAGACCACACUCUGUCUGUAUAACCGUUUCUCGCUCUGGAGAACUUCGCUUUGAACUUCAAGAGGUUUUUGAUGGAGCAGUACGAGAAGGUUGAAAAGAUAGGAGAAGGAACAUACGGCGUCGUUUACAAGGCUCGUGACCGUGUAACCAACGAAACCAUCGCCUUAAAGAAGAUUCGCCUCGAGCAGGAAGAUGAAGGUGUUCCUAGCACCGCUAUUCGAGAGAUUUCUCUCUUGAAAGAAAUGCAGCAUAGGAACAUUGUUAGGUUGCAAGAUGUGGUGCACAGUGAGAAGCGAUUGUAUCUGGUUUUUGAGUACCUUGACUUAGAUCUAAAGAAGCAUAUGGAUUCAUCUCCAGAAUUUUCAAAAGAUCCUCGACAAGUAAAGAUGUUCCUUUAUCAAAUUCUUUGUGGCAUUGCUUACUGUCAUUCUCACAGAGUUCUUCAUCGAGAUUUGAAACCACAAAAUUUGUUGAUAGAUCGCAGCUCUAAUGCGCUAAAGCUUGCAGAUUUUGGAUUGGCUAGGGCAUUUGGAAUUCCUGUUAGGACAUUUACUCAUGAGGUGGUGACACUAUGGUAUAGAGCUCCAGAAAUAUUGCUUGGAUCCCGUCAUUAUUCUACCCCAGUUGAUGUUUGGUCAGUUGGGUGCAUAUUUGCUGAGAUGAUAAACCAACGACCACUCUUCCCGGGGGACUCUGAGAUUGAUGAAUUGUUUAAAAUAUUCAGAAUCACGGGUACACCAAAUGAAGAUACAUGGCCUGGAGUGACUUCAUUGCCUGAUUUUAAAUCAGCCUUUCCCAAGUGGCCACCUAAGGACUUGGCAACUCUAGUCCCAAAUCUUGAGCCAGCUGGUCUUGAUCUUCUAUCUAGUAUGCUUCGCUUGGAUCCCAGCAGAAGAGUUACUGCCAGGGGCGCUCUUGAGCAUGAAUACUUCAAAGACAUUAAAUUUGUCCCCUGAUUUCUCAGCUUCACUGAAGAGGUGUCUAUAUUAUUAUGUGUAUCAUUUAUGGGUUGACUUAGAAAUGUGCGCUAUCUUUGCUAUUUUAUUCAAUGCUUUGGAUUGGACCGAGUAAUAUUUCUUUCAUUUAUUGGUUUUUACAGAUUUCUUUAUUUAUUUUUAGAUUAAGCUUGAGUGUGAUUUCAUUGCCUAUAUUUUCUUUUUCAUGUCUUAGUCUCAAUACAAUGCUACCAGCAAAUUUCCUGUUUGCUAGAUGUAUAAUAGACAUAUUGCUGAAUGAUUGUUGUAGAACAAAUCGUUACUCCUACUGGCAUGGGGCAUGUAAAAGUGAUUUACGCCUGUAAUUUGCUUCUAA
Molecule: messenger RNA, 1403 nt
Organism: Cicer arietinum (chickpea)
Lineage: Eukaryota; Viridiplantae; Streptophyta; Magnoliopsida; Fabales; Fabaceae
Product: cell division control protein 2 homolog 2
Biological process (GO): regulation of meiotic cell cycle; G1/S transition of mitotic cell cycle; protein phosphorylation
Cellular component (GO): nucleus; cytoplasm; cyclin-dependent protein kinase holoenzyme complex
Molecular function (GO): ATP binding; cyclin-dependent protein serine/threonine kinase activity; cyclin binding
Source: RefSeq, a predicted model, not a curated record